This is a messenger RNA of Panicum hallii, 783 nucleotides long. RefSeq lists its product as uncharacterized. The record is from RefSeq and is a predicted model, not a curated record. Lineage: Eukaryota; Viridiplantae; Streptophyta; Magnoliopsida; Poales; Poaceae. Bases 156 to 494 code for a protein of 112 amino acids. The transcript has a single exon.
GCGGAGCCGGUCGCACAAGGACCACCUAAUCACUCCGAACCAAAGCGCGAGCAGCAUACAGAGCAUCGCCGCCGCCGCCGGCAACAGCAAGUCAACAAUAGCGAGCCGCACAGAAGGUGAACCGCCCCGCCGUACGUGCACGCGCGCGCGCAUCCAUGGGCAACUGCGCGGUCACGCAGCACGCCGUGACGUCGUGGGCGGACGACGGCGAGUGGGACGUCCCGACGGCCGAGGAGGAGGGGGCAGGAGCGGCUGCCGGGACGAGCGGGAGGAAGCAGGAGCACGCGGCGGCGGAGGUGACCAUCAGGAUUACCCGGAAGCAGCUGCAGGAGCUGAUGGAGAAGAGGGCCGGCGGCCUCCACGGGCUCAAGAGCCGGCGGGCCGCGGCGCAGCUGCUGGCGGACGUCAUGAACGCCGGGCGGGUCUACCACCACUGCAAGGCGGCGCACUGGAAGCCCGCGCUGCAGAGCAUCCCGGAGGCCGUGGAGUCGUGAUGACGCGUGAGCACGGCGCGGUGCUGCUGCCAUGGCGUUUGCCUGGCUGGCUCCUCUUCGCCUCCGGUUGCUUCCUCGUAGUUGCAGGCUAUGUUGGUAGAUCGCAGGCAGCUUCUUGCAUUGGGUGGCUUGCUGUGUCAUUCUUUCAGUUCGGAUGCAGUAUGCGAACGAACGAUGUACAGUACAGUAGUAGGAUUAGUGGUCAUAGACUCGACGAUGUAAAUUGUAAAGGAGACGCCCGUUGUGCCCACACCAAAACUCGAGAAUGAAGUGUGAAUUUCAUGAGCAA